AGACUAUAAAAGUCGCAUGAUUCUUCUCAGCUCUUCAUGCACUUACUCGGUUCUUCUAAGUGGCUCCACUGUUGGGUGACCAGAACACGAGAAUGAGUGCUAAAAAGUCUCCUGAAGAACUAAAGAACAUUUUCAAAAAAUAUGCAGCCAAAGAAGGUGAUCCAGACCAGCUGUCAAAGGAUGAGCUGAAGCUAUUGAUUCAGGCUGAAUUCCCCAGUCUACUCAAAGUUGUAAGCAGCCUAGAUGACCUCUUUAAAGAACUGGACAAGAAUGGAGAUGGAGAAGUUAGUUUUGAAGAAUUCCAAGUGCUAGUCACAAAGAUAUCCCAGUGAAGAAAACAACAUCCUAAGCCCUGGAAAUCUUUCUGAUGUGGAAUUACUAACAUCUCUGGUUGAAUUCUUUGAUUAUAAUGAUCUGACUAUGAGGCUCCAGUUAUAGUU
Messenger RNA from Dipodomys spectabilis (banner-tailed kangaroo rat), 440 nucleotides. RefSeq names its product S100 calcium binding protein G (gene S100g). Gene Ontology annotation, molecular function: calcium ion binding; transition metal ion binding. The transcript is spliced from 3 exons. The coding region runs from base 93 to 332 and encodes 79 amino acids. The record is from RefSeq and is a predicted model, not a curated record. Gene Ontology annotation, cellular component: cytoplasm. Lineage: Eukaryota; Metazoa; Chordata; Mammalia; Rodentia; Heteromyidae.